GGAACAGGCGCGGCUAGCGGGAUACUGGCAAGAUUUGUCGCGUGGAUUCGGCCAUCGUUCUCUCGGUUUACCUCCAUGUGCACAUGGCUGGAGGGGUGGCAGACGGACGGGCGUUCUGCGCUACACCUGCUGCGCUUAGGUCUGAGGCCCUCACGAUCACGCUCGUCGUCGUCGUGCUCUUCAUUGACAUCAUCAUCCUCGACAUCUUCGACCUCGAGCGACCUCUUAUUCCCCCUCUGGUUCUCCAUCUGGGGAGUCGAUGACUUGCGGUACCCGCUCCUUCCGAUGACGGCAUU
Messenger RNA from Phanerochaete carnosa HHB-10118-sp, 296 nucleotides. RefSeq lists its product as uncharacterized. The coding region runs from base 84 to 263 and encodes 59 amino acids. The record is from RefSeq and is a predicted model, not a curated record. The transcript has a single exon. NCBI's taxonomy places the organism in Eukaryota, Fungi, Basidiomycota, Agaricomycetes, Polyporales, Phanerochaetaceae.